AUGAUGACAUCCGGAGGUAUGAUGCAGGCUGCGACGCUCUUGCUGGCGGCCCAGCUCGUCUUGUGCCACGGUGUUGCCGCCGAUGCAGACCGGGAAAGCGGGACUGUCAUCCCCGCAGAAAGUCGCCCGUGCGUCGACUGCCACGCGUUCGAGUUCAUGCAGAGGGCCCUGCAGGACCUGAAGAAGACCGCUUUCAAUCUAGACGCCAGGACGGAGACGCUGGUGCUGAGGGCGGAGAGAAGAGCUCUUUGCGACUGCGCGCCCAGUUUGCUCCGCUGA
Nerophis lumbriciformis (worm pipefish) is the source of this 279-nucleotide messenger RNA. Lineage: Eukaryota; Metazoa; Chordata; Actinopteri; Syngnathiformes; Syngnathidae. The record is from RefSeq and is a predicted model, not a curated record.